UCUCCUCGUCUUCUCCUCGUCUUCUCCUCCUCGUCUCCUCCCCUUCUCCUCGUCUCCUCCCCUUCUCCUCUUCUCCUCCUCUUCUUCUCGUCUUCUUCUUUUAACUCACGAGGGGUUCAGACCUUCAGGGGUCUUCGUCAUGCUCCGUCCUCGUUUUCUCGCGAUCGGCGCCUUGCUCUCGUUGGCCACGCCCCUGCUGGUCGCCAUGGAGACCUGUCAGACGACAGGGACGCACGGGAUGCCAGGCAUUCCCGGGCUGCCCGGCAGAGACGGUCGCGACGGAGGGAAAGGAGAGAAAGGAGAGCCAGGAGCAGUGUGGCCCGGCGGCCUCGGCCCUCAGAAGGGGGACAAGGGGGAACCGGGGCCGAUGGCGUUUCCUGGCAAACGAGGGAAGAGCGGAGAACCGGGAGAUCCGGGUCUCCCAGGGACCGGUGGUCCUCAAGGGGAACUGGGAGAACCAGGGAAAGUUGGAGUCCAGCAGCAGGCGGCCUUCAGCGUGGCCAGAGGAAGCAACGAUUACCCGGACAAAGUGAGCGUCAUUCGGUUCACCAACGUCAUCACCAACAUCCGCGACGACUACAACACCCGGACCGGGCGCUUCAGGUGUCGGGUCUCGGGUACGUACUACUUUGUGUACCACGCCUCUCUAGAUGACCGGCUGUGCGUGCUGAUGAAACUGGACAACAAGCUGCUGGCGUCGUUCUGCGAUCACCGCCGCAUGCGGAGACAGGUGACCUCUGGCAGCCUGGCGGUCUACCUGUCCAGGGAUCAGGAGGUCUGGCUGGAGACCAAAGACUACCGAGGGAUGAGAGGGAAAUUGCAAAGUUACAGCAUCUUCUCCGGCUUCCUGCUGCAGCCUCACUGACUCAAUUCAUUUUUUAAUAAUCAGUUUCACCGUCUGAAACUACGAGCACAAUAAAGUCUUCUCUUUGCGUCA
Cyclopterus lumpus (lumpfish) is the source of this 937-nucleotide messenger RNA. RefSeq names its product complement C1q subcomponent subunit C-like. Gene Ontology annotation, molecular function: protein binding. Bases 140 to 865 code for a protein of 241 amino acids. The record is from RefSeq and is a predicted model, not a curated record. Lineage: Eukaryota; Metazoa; Chordata; Actinopteri; Perciformes; Cyclopteridae. The transcript has 7 exons.